Molecule: messenger RNA, 762 nt
Organism: Podospora anserina S mat+
Lineage: Eukaryota; Fungi; Ascomycota; Sordariomycetes; Sordariales; Podosporaceae
Exons: 2
Coding region: 1-762 (253 amino acids)
Biological process (GO): ubiquitin-dependent protein catabolic process; protein deubiquitination
Cellular component (GO): cytoplasm
Molecular function (GO): cysteine-type deubiquitinase activity
Source: RefSeq, a predicted model, not a curated record
AUGGCCACCGAGAAGAAAUACUUCACCAUGCUCGAAAACCACCCCGAAGUCUUCACCACCCUCGCUCACACCCUCGGCCUCCCCCCUUCCAUCACCUUCCACGACAUCUACUCCUUCUCCCCCCCAGCCCUCGCCCACAUCCCCCGCCCCUGCCUCGCCCUCAUAGCCAUCAUUCCCCUCACCCCCUCCUGGGCCCUCGACCGCCAAUCCGAAGACGCCCGUCUCGGCGACCCCAAAACCUACUACCACGGCAACAGCAACCCCUCCUCCUCAGCCCCCAUAAUAUGGUUCCAACAAACCAUCGGCGACGCCUGCGGCUCCUACGCCCUCCUCCACUGCUCUAUCAACGGCCCCGCCGCCUCCCUCAUCCAUCCCGGCAGCACCCUCGAUCAAAUUCGCAAGGACGCAGCCCCGUUGCCAAGAGAAGAACGUGCAGAAUUAUUGUACGACAACAAGGCAUUUGAAGAGGCCCACCAAUCCGUAGCGGCAAUGGGCGAUACCGCCGAGCCAAGAGACAGGUCCGUAGGGCUAGGCCAACAUUUCGUCGGUUACGUCAAAGCAAACGGACGGCUCUGGGAGUUGGAAGGGAGCAGAGAGGGUCCGUUGGACAGGGGUGAGCUAGGGGAUGACGAAGACGUCCUAAGCCCCAAGGCGUUGGAGUUAGGUCUGGGUAGGAUAAUCAAGUUGGAACACGAGUCUGGUGGGCAAGACUUGAGGUUUAGUUGUAUUGCCAUGGCACUGAAAGAUGAGCAAUCCGAGUAG